GAUCAAGCUCCCGCGCGCCAGCGUGUGAGUUUGCAGUGCGUUCGUUGCGCGCCAGACAAGAGCACAGAGCACCCUGCCCGAGCCCAUGCCGAAAGCAUCAGAUCCUCUCGCAGGGCCUCAGCCAGUUGGCAAGUGGUUCCAGAAUCUCGGCCCGAAGGAGAAGAAGAGGGUCCAGCGUCUUAUGAAAAAGAGUCGCAUCCAAGGUCUGAUCAUCCAGCGGCAGGCUCGCGUCAUCAGGGGCUUCAGGGCCUCCUUGAACAACGUCAUGAAAGCCGGCAGGGAUGCGUUCGAUAGGUGGGAUUCGUUUGACAAGCGCACCCCUGAGUUCAUGAAGGAGAUGCAGGCUGAGAUCGACACGGAUGCCGAAGGCGAACCACCACCUCCUUAGAGUCACGUCCUGCCUCGCCCGUUCGCUGCAGCAGGCCGUCUGCGGCGCGUCGCUUUUUGGGCGGCGCCGCGUCGGCAGCUCUUGGCGCGUUCAUUCCAAACGCAUUGCUGUUUGCAGCUGUGUUUCGUCUUGUGCGCUGCGUGGUGUCAGCCGCUCAGCCUGACUCAGCCGCUCUCGCCCUGCCCGUUUGCUAAGACUGCUAAGAGCAGUUGCCAGUUUAGUUGCUGCGCGCUGGGCGCAGUUGUGCGACCGCAGGCGCUACGAUCGCCAUCCCUUCGCGGAGGCCG
Prorocentrum cordatum is the source of this 675-nucleotide messenger RNA. The record is from the annotation of a GenBank genome assembly. Lineage: Eukaryota; Dinophyceae; Prorocentrales; Prorocentraceae.